Molecule: messenger RNA, 3774 nt
Organism: Bactrocera neohumeralis
Lineage: Eukaryota; Metazoa; Arthropoda; Insecta; Diptera; Tephritidae
Product: glucose dehydrogenase [FAD, quinone]-like
Exons: 2
Coding region: 1430-3298 (622 amino acids)
Molecular function (GO): flavin adenine dinucleotide binding; ecdysone oxidase activity
Source: RefSeq, a predicted model, not a curated record
AAUAAGAAAAUAUUUUAUCAUACGGACAUGAAUCGAAUUACGGCGUUAGAAAUUAAGAAAGGGACAAAGAAUCCUUUAAGAGUUCAUGGAGGGGAAGUUAGUUGGUAUCUACAACAAUACAGUUAAUUUUGCAACUACCUUAAGUGUUCAGAUUUCAUGUUAGUUGGCUAUUUUUGUAUCUUCGCCUUCAGAGCGGCCCAAUCUGUAUUCAUGAAAUCGGCCGCACGCUCCGCUAUCAUGAUGGUGGUGGCAUUUGUUUUUGCGCUGAACACAUCGGGCAUAAUGCUAGCAUCUGCCACACGUACAUUCCAAGUUCCUUGCAAACGCAAUUGAGAGUGCACACAGUAGCGACGUCAGUUGGCGAACCCAUCUUCACAAUGCCUGCUUUGUAGCAUCAUUGCUCCAAGGCCGUGUUGCAGCAGAGAGAAAACAGACUGCCCACCUCGCAACGUAACAAUCGACCACAACACGUGAGGGAUGGGAUAGAUAGAGAGAAGAGCUUGACAAGCUAGCCGACAGGGGUAAUGUUCGAAAAUCCUACGAAAAGAUGUGGCGACUAAUAGAAGGUUUCAAGACCGAAGCAUACUCUUGUAGAGCCCCCAAAGGUGAUAAAGCGACUGAUGCCCAGCAAUCACAAAAUCAUAUACAUAUGUAUGUAUCUCCAAACCACUUUUCAGCGCCUCUUUGCCAUAGUUUUUAGGCCAACUAUCCUCCGCGGAUAUGGCGCAUUGCGCAGUAAUGAAAGUUUGUAUCAAGGUGUUCACCAAACUGCUCGCCAAGUCCGCAUUGGGAUUGGCGCAGUAUGUAUCAAAACCGGUGCAGACAUUCUCUGUCUGUGAAGCACAAGCGAUGCCGUUAUAUUUUAGACUAGAAUAUGUUCGAAAUAUUUCGCAUUUGUUGUGAAGACAGAGUGUUCAUCAACGUUAAUAAAACCUAAAACGCAUUCCUUCCCUUUUGAUUUUUCCGGUCAAAGGUGGCCCAGUUUUUUCUGUGUUGACAAACUUGAACUUUCAGAUGAACCGAAUUGUUUCGUAUGUCCCGGUCCAAGGACUGUCAUAAGGACUGCUUUGGUAGCAAAAUGUCUAAAAAAAUAUUUUUUCUACAGCCUGUAAGCGACAGCUGAUGAAGUAUUUCUGUUCCCAGAUGUACAUCAUCCAAUUAUAGAUAUGAUUUAGUGAUCUCCAAACUUUCAAGAACCUACUGACCUUUUUGCUAGUUUACUGCUGAGACUAAAAGUAUACCACGGCCAAACAUACAAUCGCUUAUUCUCAUUGUAGUUAAUUAUACGAUAAGACACCUACUUCCGUAAACAAUGGCCUUAUACAAAUCGCAGUGAAACAAUAAGUCGCCUACACGCGUUUCGAAAUUGGGACAACAGCUUUUAACAUAUGAUCUUCACAAGUUUGUAAAUAUAAUCAAAAUACCCGUUAUGGCAAGCGCUUCGUUUCAGCUGCCUUGCGCAUCGCAGAGCUUAGGUACAGUCAACAGUUUGGUGUCUACGUUGGUCCAAACACUGCUAACAGCACAAUGUGCUAUUUCAGCAGAGCCGAAUUGGCCAAAGGAUUAUGGUGAUACGGCCAUAAAGGAAGGACUUGGAAAAUACGAUUUCAUUGUGGUAGGCGCCGGUACAGCAGGUUCGGUGGUGGCAAGUCGUUUGAGUGAAAAUCCCAAGUGGAAAGUGUUGGUGUUGGAAGCUGGCGACGACCCUCCACAAGAGUCAGAGAUACCUAGCUUGACUAGUACUGUACAGCAAAGCCCUUACACCUGGAGUUACUAUUCCGAACCGCUUGCGCACGUUUGUCAGGGGCUUAUCCACCGCCUCUGCUUUCAUCCACGCGGAAAGGCUAUAGGUGGUUCGGGCGCAAUCAACGGAAUGAUGUACGUGGAAGGACAUCGCAAGGAUUUCGACGAUUGGCUGGCCGCAGGCAACACAAAGUGGGGCUGGGCGGAUGUCAAGCGCUAUUAUGAGAAAGCGGUGCGCCCAGUGGGCAAUGCCACACAUCCAAAAGGAUAUGUAGUGCUGAACGAGAAUUACUCAGACCAAAAAUUGGUAAUAGGCAACGUGAUCUUCAAUGCCACCGCAGAGUUGGGCUUACCACGGUUGGGAAAGCUGGAGAAUGGCAUAGAAAUAGGUACAAUGUAUUUGCCAGUAACGGCGAGAGUUGGUAGACGGAUGUCCACGGGCAAAGUGCAUUUGGCGAAAGUGUCCGGGCGUCCCAAUUUGCACGUGAUAAAAAAUGCGCAUGUGCGCAAGAUACACUUCGAACGUGGCGGUAAGGUAGCCACCAAGGUAACGUUUCUGCUGCGUGGCGUGCAUGAGCUAAGCGCCGAAGUGCACAAAGAGGUAGUGCUUUCAGCUGGUGCUAUAGAUUCACCAAAGUUGUUGCUUUUAUCCGGUGUGGGCCCGCGCAAGCAUCUCAAAGAGUUGCGCAUUCCGGUGGUGCGCGACUUGGCGGUUGGCGCGAAUUUGUGCGAUCAUGUUAUCACUACGAUCUUUUUCAGAUUACCCAAUAACACCUUAGUUGAGCCCAGUCAUCAUAGUUUGCGCCCAACAGAUGCCAUCUAUGAUUAUCUAAUACAUAAUCGAGGCAAUUUGAGCGGCAUUCCCAGUGGUCUUACGUCUUUCCUAAAUACCAAAGGUGACAGCUCUGUUCCAGACAUAGAGUUCCAUUAUAAUCUCUAUCGAAGUGAAAAUAGGCAACUCUUCCUAGGUCACAUGGCCAGGCGUAAUGAAAAGAUAAUUGCAAGCAUAAAUCAGAAUUUCAAGGACUCGCAUUUGAUAAACUUUAUGUUGAUACUCGCCAAACCGCGUUCCGUUGGCAAAUUGCGACUACGCAGUGCCGAUUAUCUAGAUGCGCCACGCAUGUACUCCAAUUACCUUGAUGAUCCUGAAGAUAUAGCGACUAUGCUUCGCGGUAUCCGCUUUCUUGAAAGUCUGGAGCGCACGAAGACCAUGCGCGCACUUAAUGCAACUUUGCUUCAUAUACCGUGUGACGAAUGCGACAGCUAUAAGUACCGUUCGGACGCCUAUUGGCGCUGUUACAUCAAAUAUAUGGGAGAGGGAGGUUUUCACCACGUUGGCACUGUGAAAAUGGGUCCAAAGAGCGAUCGGGACGCAUGUGUCAACCCACGCCUACUAUUGCAUGGCGUACAGAAUUUACGUGUAGCGGAUGCCAGCAUUAUGCCGGAUGUACCACGGGGCAAUACGAAUGCGCCGGCGAUUAUGAUCGGCGAGCGCGCGGCAGUAUUUAUAAAGGAGGAUUGGAACGAGUGCACGGAGCUGGUGGAGCCGAAGUGAGAAUAACAAUAUAAAAAUAAAAUCCAAUAAAUAACUAACUUAAUUAUAUUUACUGGGCAAUGAAGUCUCAAACCGAGUGGAAGUUUGGGUUUAAAGAGGGGAAAAAUAAAUAAACAAGGUAACUGUGUAGUAGGAAUUUUCGGCAUUCGAACGCAAACAUCCAUCUUAAAUUUUUAAUUAUUGUAGCUGAGCUAAAAUAGACUUGUGUGUUUACGUCUAUUUCUUCUGUGAAUAUGUGGUGUGUCCAUACAAUAAAACCUAGGAGACUAAAAGCGGUCAUUGGCCCCAUAAAAUGUAAACAAAAGAUUCAGUGACCUGAAAUGUGAACAAAGGUUGUUUACUUGGCUAAAUGUAAACAAAGGUCGUUGUCUUAGCUACUUAGCUUAGUUACUCUUGUGUAGGAAUUUUCAGCAUUCGAAAGCGACUAGCUUUAUAGCCGUUCGGAUUGAUUAACUCUCUACAAUACACAACUUCGA